This is a messenger RNA of Mucor mucedo, 453 nucleotides long. RefSeq lists its product as uncharacterized. The transcript has a single exon. NCBI's taxonomy places the organism in Eukaryota, Fungi, Mucoromycota, Mucoromycetes, Mucorales, Mucoraceae. Bases 1 to 453 code for a protein of 150 amino acids. The record is from RefSeq and is a predicted model, not a curated record.
AUGUCGGCAAGAAAACCCUCAAUUCAACCGAGACCUACGAAGGCCUCCAUGCUGCGAUUACAAAAGCAACAGGCGUCUGAAUCGUCUACUCCAUCUGCACCUCCAGAAGAGCCACCUCAACGUUCUGUUUCUCAUCCUAAAUCCAGCAACAGCACCAAGAAGGCUAGUAACGGAAUUGGUGCUACUGAUGGCGUCAAGGCAUUCAUGGCUCAGCAAAGAGCUAGAGUUGCUAAAAAGCCUACCAACGUCCCUGCUGAAGAACCAGUCCGAAAAAGUUCCCAGGUCAUGACAGGAGCACAAAGAUAUGGUGGUGCUGGAUCUAAUAAGGCCCCAGCUGUCAUUACACAGACACGAAAUAUUAAUAUUGUAAUCAAGCAAGCCAAGGCUCAAGGCAAAUUAAACAUUUCAAGCAGAGGCUUAACCAGUAUUCCUAAAGAGGUGAUCAAUAUGUAA